Setaria italica (foxtail millet) is the source of this 1421-nucleotide messenger RNA. RefSeq lists its product as uncharacterized. The record is from RefSeq and is a predicted model, not a curated record. Bases 361 to 1044 code for a protein of 227 amino acids. The transcript has 3 exons. NCBI's taxonomy places the organism in Eukaryota, Viridiplantae, Streptophyta, Magnoliopsida, Poales, Poaceae.
GCCCGGCAACCCCAGAGCCAAACACCCAGAGCUAGCAAGCUACCUGCAUCCUACACUCCUCCCUAGCACACCAUUCUGCUCGAUCUCCCACGUCGUCCACUCCAUUCCCAUCCCUUCCCUACCUCCAUCUCCUCGCCGGCGAUCUCUCUCUCUCUCUCUCUCUCUCUCUCUCUCUCUGUCUCCGUCGAGCAAGGCAGCUGACAGCCUUCCGCCCCCAGGACGUGCAUUGCUCGGCCGCAGCGCGGAGUACUGUUCGGUGAUACAUAUAUAUAAACACGCCGGCGCGGGGGAAGAAAGCGCGCGCGAGUUCUUUUCGUGUGAUUUUGCGGAGGGAUCGAACGAGCAUUAGCUUAUUGGAAGAUGGUGAACACGAAGUGCGUCGAGCCGGCGGUCCAGGGCGGCGGCCUCCCGCUGGCGGCGCUGAACCACAUCUCGGUCGUGUGCCGGUCGCUCGACAGCUCCCAGCGCUUCUACCGCGACGUCCUCGGCUUCAUCCCCAUCCGCCGCCCGGGAUCCUUCGACUUCGACGGCGCAUGGCUGUUCAACUAUGGCAUCGGCAUCCAUCUCCUGCAGGCGGAGGACCCGGAGAGCAUGCCACCGAAGAAGACGGAGAUCAACCCAAAGGACAACCACAUCUCCUUCCAGUGUGAGAGCAUGGAGGCGGUGCAGCGGCGGCUCAAGGAGCUGGGCGUCCGGUACGUGCAGCGGCGCGUGGAGGAGGGCGGCAUCUACGUGGACCAGCUCUUCUUCCACGACCCCGACGGCUUCAUGGUCGAGGUCUGCACCUGCGACAAGCUCCCCGUCGUGCCCCUCGUCCCCGUCGAGGGCAACGCCAUCCUCGGCCUGCCGCCGCCACCGGCCGCGGCCUGCAAGAGGCCAUCGUACUUCAAGCCGCCGCCGCAGCAGCAGCAGCAACCACCGCUUCCUUCCCCAACGGCGGCGGCGCCUCAGUUCGUGCCGGCGAAGGCCAGCGGCGGCGCCUGUUGCGUUGGCGAGGUCGAGGCGAUGAGGUCCUGCCCGGAGCACGAGUGCAUGCAGGUCUGAUCGGUCAACUCGCCGUCGCCGAGAUGGCCAGAACACGCCGGCAUGCAUUUUGGAGAGAGAUCCAGCGAAGAAUUUUUGUUGCCUUGCUUCCUUCAAUCCGUCGACCAUGAAGAAGUUGUAUGUACCGGGCGUCUUGCCCGAUCCCGAUCCGUUUCAAGUUGAUUUUUAGUUUUUUGUUCGAUGUCGAGUGUGCUCUGAUGAACUGUCGCAGAGCUGCAGCUAAGUAUUCUCUUUUUUUAUUAUCUUUUUCGGAGGUCGAUCCACCGGUCGAUCUGCUGCGGCUAGCUAGCUGCUGCAUGGACCUUGUAACACUGCACAUAUGUUGUAAUCUAUGUAUUAUAUAUGUUAUAUAUCCAUGAUCCAUCCAUAUGCAACUA